Molecule: messenger RNA, 1038 nt
Organism: Humulus lupulus (European hop)
Lineage: Eukaryota; Viridiplantae; Streptophyta; Magnoliopsida; Rosales; Cannabaceae
Exons: 2
Coding region: 1-1038 (345 amino acids)
Source: RefSeq, a predicted model, not a curated record
AUGUACUACAAACCCUUUUCACAAACUUAUAAUCUUGGUUGUCGUGAUCAUCAAAAUCUUCGUUAUGGGAAUCAACAACAAGUUGCUCCACACUCUCCACCUGCGAGACCACCUAGUUUCACUUUUCAACAGCAGUCUCAACAGAAUUUUAUACCUAGAACUAUGCAAGCACCACAAGCUACUCAACCACUGAGUACAAAACCCUCUACUAAAGAUUUAAUAAAUGCAAUUGCUACAAAUAUUCUUCAGUUUCAGCAAACUACCCAAGCAUCCAUCAAAAGUUUGGAGAAUCAGGUGGGACAAUUAGCGGCAUCAUAUAACAGGUUGGAAGCUCAUAUUUCUAAUAAAUUGCCUUCACAACUUGAGAAGAAUCCCAAGGAGAAUGUAAGUGUGAUAACAGUGCAAAGUGGUAUACAAUAUGAGCCACCCACACAACCUUCAUCGCCAGCUCCAGUGCAAAAGAAAGUAGUAGACGACUCCAUCCAUGAGGAACCAUCAAUGCAGAAAAAGUCACAUAAAUCAACUAUGCCAACCUAUGUCCCUCGUUUUCCUUUUCCAAGAAGAUUGAAAAAGUUUAAGAAAGAUGAAGCUGACAAGGAAAUUCUUGAGACUUUUCUCAAAGUUGAGGAGUUGUGCACAAAUAAGUAUAAAUUGAAGGGUGAUGAAAAGAUAAGUGUGGGGGAGAAUGUCUCUGUUGUUCUCCAAAAGAAGCUGCCACCAAAAUGCAAGGAUCCUGGAACCUUUACAAUUCCUUAUAUGAUUGAGAAUAAAAGGAUUAAGCAGCGUAUGAUAGAUUUGGGAGCAUCAAUUAAUGUCAUGUCAUAUUCAUCAUAUGCUUCUCUAAAUCUUGGGCCACUAAAGGAGACAGGAGUUAUUGUUCAACUGGUCGAUCGCACUAAUGCUUAUCCUUUAGGGGUAGUUGAAGAUGUGCUGGUAAAGGUUGAUGGACUUGUCUUUCCAGCAGAUUUCUAUAUACUUGAAAUGGGGGAUGCAUCAAUACCCAAUCCAACACCGUUUUAUUUGGGAGGCCAUUCUUAA